Varanus komodoensis (Komodo dragon) is the source of this 12961-nucleotide messenger RNA. RefSeq names its product CREB3 regulatory factor (gene CREBRF). The record is from RefSeq and is a predicted model, not a curated record. NCBI's taxonomy places the organism in Eukaryota, Metazoa, Chordata, Lepidosauria, Squamata, Varanidae. Gene Ontology annotation, biological process: response to unfolded protein; regulation of transcription by RNA polymerase II. Gene Ontology annotation, molecular function: RNA polymerase II transcription regulatory region sequence-specific DNA binding; DNA-binding transcription factor activity, RNA polymerase II-specific. The transcript is spliced from 9 exons. Gene Ontology annotation, cellular component: nucleus. The coding region runs from base 5024 to 7027 and encodes 667 amino acids.
UUUGGUGUGGAGGGCUUUCCUUCCCGAGUCCCUUCCUCGUCCUUGGCUUAUGGGAUGGGCGUGGGCCGGCAGAGUUCCGAUUAGUUCGGAACCUCCAGAAAGUGAUUUGUUUACAUGUCGCCUCAUCCUAGCUUGAGAGGGGCCGCUCAGCAGAGAGAACGGCGGCGGGCUCACCCAAUAGCAGCAAUGUUUGGGAUUAGAUGGACCAAUGUGAUUAGGAGAGGGGCGGGUGUAAGUGACAACGGGUUAGGUUGUGCUUCAGUGCGGUUUGGUGGGGCGGCCAUGUUGAAUGGGAGGCGUGUUAGUGGGUUAGGGGAUUUACAGGGUCCAAGUACCAGGGGAGUAUAAAUAAAUAAGCUGGAAUUCAGGGGCUUAAGAUGUUGCUGAGAGCCAAGAAGGCGGACUGUAUACAUACCCCGUAGAGCAAGUAGGCACUGGACAGAGCAGCCUUUUGGUAACUUAGAGGAGCUACUUCUGCUUAGUUCUACUUUUACUGCAGUGACAAAAGUCAUGCCAAUUCUGUUGCUGCUCUCAGUGUGAAGGCGUAUGGGAAUUCUGAGCUAGAAGCAGGCAGGAUCAGGCUUAGGUUGAGUUAAUUCAAAGCUUCCUUGUCUGGGUUUAGAGUGCACAUUCCAAUAGUGUCAGUUUCCUAAUACCUGUCUGUAAUAUCUCUGGAUUAGGCACAGUUUCUUCUCACAUAAAAAUGUUUAGGAUUCACACCACUUGAAAAAAAAUCUGUGUAAUUUCUAAUAUUUGGAACAUGGUAGGACUGCUUUCUGUUUACAAACUGUCUUGCCAGAAUAGUUGCAGUUGCAUCUCUUUAGGUUCUGCCUCAGCUUUGCAUCUCUCUUUGUAAUUGAUUGCUUGUUUGGGGGGGGGGGGUCUGUCUUAGUUUGUCAAAAUUCAGUGCGGUGGUGUCUUGUGAAGGAGUUCUGCCUGCAGAUAAAGAUGAAUGCAGGCAGCUCAUUGAGCAAUGUGACUGCAUGUAUAUUCUGUUCAUCAUUAGAGGCUGUUUAUACAUCCCACAACUUCAAGAAAUUAAAUUGAUGGAUACUUCGAAUAGAGCUGUUUCUGUAACAGAACCUUACUGUGGAUCUCUCCUGAGGAAGCCAACCUCACUUCCCUCUGUGUUUCAGACAGACAGUAAAGAAGGUUUUGUUUCAGUGAUACUUGAUGUGUUAUAUUGUGGUUGAACUUUUCUUUUAACUAUAGUGCUUGGAUUUUAUUUCUGGUUGCCCUCUGUGAAAUUCUUGGUGGUGGUGGUUGCUGGACUCCUGUGAGACAGAAAGAAUGAUUCAUAAAUAUAUUAAACAUUGUGGACAGAGUACUAUUUCCAUAAUAACACAAUUCCCUUUCCCUCCAGUAUGAUCUAUCUCUAUACAUGGUUUUUGUUUGCUUUUGGUUCUCUCCAGUUUUGAAAGUUUAUUGCUUAAAGAAGUAAGGUGAGUUUACUCAGCUAUAAGCCAUGUCGUGACUUUAACAACAUGUUGAUUAAAAACACACACAACAUCAUACAAGGAAAACUGUUCACCUUUUCUAUUGUUACCAAACACAUAACCUAAGGACAAAAUAGAACUAAUAUAGCCCAAAAGAGCAUUAUAUUGUUGUAUAUUUAUUGCUAUAGUUUUCAGUGUGUUCACAAUGCUACAGUGAUUUUCAAGAUAUUAAGUAGAGAAGCUCAUGCUUCUUCCAUUUAAGCACUUUAGCGUUCUUUUGUACUAAUGUGGAUUGACUACCCACUCUUCAGCCCCUUGGAACCAGUACAAAGCAAAAGACACUUCUUCAGUGUUAUCGCAUGGGUUAUCACAUGGGUAACCUCAGAUUCUCUGCACGGGUCUUUUGGUUUCUGUGGGUUCCCUUUUGAUAGAUUUAUCUCCUAGCCUUCCUACCCAGCACACACCACAGCCUUUCAAACGAACUGUGUCCUCAUAUAUUUGAGGAGGUCCAAGUGGUUUAUUUACUUAUAGGAUUAUCUUUGACAGGGUCUGAGAGCUGUCGCUUAUGCUAAGCAAUAUUUUAGGAGCUACUGCUUUGGUCCUCAUAUCUUCCCCUCUGUCAUAGUUGCAUGUACAGCUGCAGUUCCUAAAUCAUGAACAAGGUCAAAUACUUUGUUUAUACUGACGAAUUUCUCAUUGCUUGGUUCCUUCCUUUCAUUCCUAGAUGCCUUCAUAUUUUCCUCUUUUUUCCCUGCUAUAUUAUUAUCCUUUCAAAUUGAUCACUUGGUGGAGUCUAGUAACAUGUUAUUUAGUAAUUUAUUUUGAGAAUUCUCAUGUUGUUACAUUAAAAUAACUUAUAAUCUGCAUUCUCUCUCACAGAAGCAACAUGAGUAAUAGAAGUUACAUGCCUUUAAUUUAGGGUAGUCUUGUGAUUAUUGGCCUAUUGUUAACAUCAAACAAAUUGAGGAUUCUAGUAAUACAAGAAUCUGGAACUUGUGAUCCACAAAUGCAGACAUUGUCAUGAAUUGUGGCCUGCUAUGUUCUUCUCUUUCACAUGCAUGCCUGCACACAUGCAGCCACACAGCUAGCAGGCUGCAUGAGACUGAGUCAUAAGUCGUUCAGAUCUGUAUUAGUGUUUUCAGCACAAAAUAGGAUAAGACCUAUUAGGGAUUCAAUUGAAAAACAUUGGAUAUUCUGGUCAAGUCAAAGAACUCCAUUCUCUCAAUCUCAUUGUUUUUGUCUGAUAAAGGAAUGCAGGAUUUAGCCUCUGCUGCUCCUAGUACCUAAUGUCCUAGUUGCAGAGAUGUGAAUUAUUUUAACUAGAAGUAAUGCUGUGCAGGAUGUAGGCUUUAACUAUGCAUAGCCUAACCCUUAAAAGAAGCUCAUUGAUUCUGAAAAUAUUGGUGCAUUCUCUUGCUUCAUCUUUUCCUGCCUUUCACAUGAGGGUGCAUUGAAAGCACAUAUGAAUGAUCCUUCUCCUAUAUCAUGUUCAUCCCAAUUGAUACUGUUCCGUUCUAUUCAGAAUUGCUAUGUAGACAUAGCUAUUAAAUUAUACUAGUACAAUACCCUGGACUUCAGACAGCAGAAAUCUUGAACAAAAUUCACUUUCUUAUUCUAAAAUACGUGUUAAUUUACAAAGUUGGGGGGGAUGUAAAAGUCCUGAAUUUCCCCAAGCAAAAUCUCAAUAUGUUCACUUUUCCCAAAUUCAUUAGCACAAAGAAUCUCAAUAUGGUCCAAGGCCCCUUUAUCAACUGAGGCAGAGAGAUUGUUUAGACAAUGUUGUUCAUAGACUAUUGGAAUUCUCACCAUUAGUUAUAAACCCUUAAACCUGGAACCCAACAAACUGGAAGUCUAGAGAGGGAGAGGAAGUUGCAGUGGACCAUGACUAGAACUAGGCAAUUUAGUACCUUACAAAUAUUUUGGACUACACUUCCCAUAAACUGCAGCCAGCAUGGCCAGUGAUUACAGGAAUUUUAUCCCAAAACAUCCAGAGGGCACCAGGUUUCCUACCCCUGCUAUAGACCAUAGUGUACCCAUCCUUUGAUGGGUUGUGGUGCACUAUGCCCAUUCAUCCAAGCUUGUCCAUCCAGGUCAAAGCAGACUCCUCACCCAUAGUAUAAUGAAUGAAGGAGAUUUUAUUAAGCAUUAAGUAGUAACACUCUUGGGUUCAAAUACAAAUUGUGAAUUACUAUGGUUUGGAAAAGGACUUCCCUGCACCUACUGCGCAUGUCAUAUUUCCAUUUAACAGUAACAGUUGAAAUGAAGGCACCCCAUCUCCCCCACAUUGAUAGUUUCAAAGCUUCCUGCUUGCGUCAUUACCAAACCAGCAGCAGUAAACAAAAUCAACAGCAGUUAAAAAUGCAAGAUAAAAAGUAGCACCUUAUAAAUAUUUAGUAGCAAGGUUAGAGUGCAAACUAAAAAUAAUCUGAUUAAUUCAAUAUUCCCUGCUUCUAAAUUUAUUUUAUACUAGAAGGAUGCACUGGAUUACCCUUCAUCUCUAUUUCUAAAUCACACAUCCAUCAGUUUUGUAAUUAUUAGUGGUUUUCCUUUCUCUUUUGGAUUUCAUGCACUUUAGAAGAAACAGUAAGUGUUUCCUGUCAGAGUGUGGAUGAAUUGCUCUGUUUCCAUAGUUUUAUUUUUACAGCAGCUCUACUGUUCAAAGUAUUACACAGUAAUUUUCACUGCUGCUGAGCAAACACACGGUGUUUUCACUAAAUGGACUUUCCCAGACUGUAAUUGGCCAACAAAAGCUGUUUGUAUUUAUGAAUGCUUUAAAGAAUACAUUUGAACAUGCAGCUUUGCUUCACAUCUGUUCUUAGAGAUACUGAUGAGAUUGUCUUUUACUGAAAGUGAUCUUCAUACAUUGCUCUUUCACCUUGGGCCAUGAAGGAUUUAUUAAGCUCUUGGGCCUGGAAGCAAACUGGAACUAGCUGGAUACAUUCCAGCCAUCCAGUUUCAGUUAAAAGAUGUAUUUGUAGCACUCUGUAUUUUAAAGAAAAUUCACAGUAAGUUGAUUGGAUGAGAAAAUGGCUUCUUUUAUUGGCUGUUGGCUAAGUAAAGCAUAAAAUUACAUGGAAGGAAUAAAUGUCAAAAUAGAGGGAAAUAAGUAGGAGAGGUAGAGGGUUAAAAAUCUUUAUUGAUAGGUAUGUGUGACAAUUAUUCACAUGUAAUUUUGAAGUGUAGGGAGUUAACAAUGUUUAUUAGCAAAGUGUAGUUAAAAUAUUCCAAACAGGAUGAAGAAUUCUAAAAGGCUUUCUCGCAGGGUGGAUUUGAUUUACAUUACAUUGAUUUAAAUCACUAGUCAAUAAGAUUAGAUUUAAAUCAUGGUUUUCUAUUUGCACGCAUUCCUGCCUUACCUGUAAGUAGAGGAACUUCAUUAAAAUAUUCCCUGUCUCUCUUUUAUGGCCUGCUGCCCUUAUAGGUUUUCUUCUCCAAGGAAAGAAUAAUAUGACAAACCUCAGGCCAUGCACCACAAAGAUCUGAAGACUUGCGGAGCAUUCUGCCCAAAAGAAAGUCCCCAGAGAAAGAAAAGUUCCAUGUAGUCAAAGUGAAGCUUUUUCUAGAAAAAAUCUGUAACGCCGCAUUGCAUGAAUUACAUGCUGCCUACUGACCCUGAGGAAAAGCUGGAACAGAAUUUGCAAGGAAAGAAAAGAAAAAAAUUGGACUUGGACUUGGAGGAUCUAGGCCUGGAAAUGCCUCAGCCUAGUGUGAGUGGAAUGGACCCUCCUUUUGGGGAUGCCUUUCGAAGCCACAUGUUUUCAGAACAGACUCUGAUGAGCACAGAUCUCUUAGCAAACAGUUCUGAUCCAGAUUUCAUGUACGAAUUGGACAGAGGAAUGGAUUACCAGCAGAGUUCCAGGGACAACCUCCUUUCUGUAGAGGACUGUAAAGAUCUUGAGAACUUGGAAUCUUUUACAGACAUUCUAGAUACUGAAAUGACUUUCCCUGGAAACUGGGAGCAGUGGGACACUUACUGUGAAGAUUUGACAAAGUAUACCAAAUUAACCAGCUGUGACAUUUGGGGAACAAAAGAGGUGGACUAUUUGGGUCUUGAUGAUUUUUCAAGCCCAUACCAGGAUGAAGAAGUGAUAAGUAAAACUCCAACUUUGGCUCAGCUCAACAGUGAAGAUUCUCAGCCUGUCUCAGAUCCACUGUGCUACCCAGAAUUGCUGUUCAGUGUAAAACAAACCCAGUUAUCUUCUCUGCCAACAAAGAAAAUCGCAACCAGAGCUGCAGCCCCUGUUUGUUCAUCGAAGACCACUCAGGCUGAAGUACCUUUGUCAGAAUUUGUCCAAAAAGCAAGCAAGCCCAAUUCAAGCACACAAAUCAUGGUAAAGACCAAUGUGUACAGUAAUGAGAAGGUGAACAUUCAUGUUGAAUGCAAAGAUUAUGUUAAAAAGGCAAAAGUAAAGGUAAAUCCGGUACACCAGAGCAGGUCUGCUAUGAGCCAGGCAAACGCUGAUGCUGCAAAGGAAAACACUUGUUACUGUGGAGCUGUAGCAAAGAAGCAAGAGAGGAAAGGGAAUGACUCCCUUCAGACUCACAGUGCUCCAGUAUUGCCUUUUAAAGAGACCCAGGCGCUGCUUCUUACCCCACCCCAGGAAAGUCCAGGACUAAUCACUGAAGAGAGCAGCCUUUCCGCCAGCACCUCUGUUUCAGAUCCUUCACAGAAAAAAGAAGAACACAACUACUCUCUCUUUGUCACUGAUGGUUUGGGGGAGCAGGCAGGCAAAGCUGAUCCUGGUGAGGAUGAAGAUGAUGAGGAAGAGGUGGAGGAUGAAGAUCAUGAUGAAGGUUUUGGGAGUGAGCAUGAGCUAUCUGAAAAUGAUGAGGAGGAAGAGGAUUAUGAGGAUGACAAAGAUGAUGACAUCAGUGAUACUUUCUCUGAACCAGGAUAUGAAAAUGAUUCUGUAGAGGAUUUGAAAGAAAUGACUGCAAUAUCUUGUCGAAAAAGAGGCAAGCGAAGAUACUUCUGGGAAUAUAGUGAGCAGCUGACCCCAUCACAGCAGGAGAGGAUGUUGAGGCCUUCAGAAUGGAAUCGAGAUACAUUACCAAGUAACAUGUAUCAGAAGAAUGGCUUACAUCAUGGGAAAUAUGCUGUGAAGAAAUCACGGAGGACUGAUGUAGAAGAUCUGACACCGAACCCUAAAAAGUUACUUCAGAUUGGGAAUGAACUGAGGAAGCUCAAUAAAGUGAUCAGUGAUUUGACUCCCGUCAGUGAACUUCCCUUAACAGCUCGACCAAGGUCAAGGAAAGAAAAAAACAAGCUAGCUUCCAGGGCUUGUCGACUAAAAAAGAAAGCCCAAUAUGAAGCCAAUAAAGUGAAACUUUGGGGCCUCAAUACUGAAUAUGAUAACUUGCUGUUUGUGAUCAACUCUAUCAAACAAGAAAUUGUGACUAGAGUACAGAGUCCUAAAGAUGACAGAGUAAGCAAUAUGAGUCAGAAGCUUGAUGUUCUUAUUAAAGAUACUCUAGGGGCACCAGUAUCUGGACAGACAUCAGAAUUUGUGAACCAGGUCUUAGAAAAAACAGCAGAAGGAGAUCCUACAGGAGGCCUUGUAGGGUUGCGAAUACCAACAUCAAAAAUUUAGUAGACAUUUUAUCCAUUCACAUUGGUCAGAGCUCUGCCUGUGUCAUGUACUACAUUGUAAAACUAAUUCUGGUCUGCAUGUGAGUUUAGCGUUAUAUAAAACACAGUUUUAAGAUCCAUCUUUUUUCCUUUUUAUAACAAUGUAGUAAGAUAAGUGGAAGCAUGCUAUAAAAUGCUUAAUGGCAUUUUGGAGCAUAAACCUUGUAGUUUUAAAUCUGCUUCUGGCAUAAAUGUGGUGGCUACGUAUUCUUUUUAAAAUUAAGUUUAUCUAGGACCAGAUGAUAUAGCUUACGUAGGAGCAAAACAUGUUUUUGCAAAGUAAACAUCUAGCAAAAUGUCAAACAUUAUGGCAGGUUUAUGCUCUUAAGUAAAAUAAAAAUGUAAACUAAAGGGUUUUUCAAGAAUUAUUGCUCUUUUGUUCUAAAUUAAACAGUUAAGUUUUCUUUGCAACCAUAACUUGUACAUAGCACACUCGGCACGAAAGCUAGUGUGCCAUAUAAAAAAUAUAAUUUUCUGAGCUUGAUACGGUAUUUAAAUGUCUGUGCAAGUAAGAAAAAAAUGUAUACUCUUUGUGCCUUGUAUGGGGGGAGGGAGGGUGGGGAGAAGUGUAAGUAAAAUGGUAAAGACUUUGAUGAGAAACCCUUGUGGGGGAGAAGAUGUAUAGAUGGUCUCAUGGAUUUUAAUGUAUUUGUUCCAGCUCUUACAAAUUUUUGAAUGUAUAUAGGAAUAUGUUGAAAAUGUAGAUAUGCCACAGAGUCUAUGUAUUGUAUAAAAGAUGGCUCUAGAAAACUCAUUUUCGGUACUUGGCCGGAAGAAAACAAAUACUUGCACAUUAAUGCGAUUGUUUAUUUUUGUACCAAAGACAAAUGCAACUGAUAUGGCAAACUGCCAGUUUAAGUAAAGUUUUGCACAGCUUACAUGAUACUGUACUGAAUGUAUAAAAAGAAAAAAAAACUUAAGAGGUCAGGGUUAGGGAUCUUACUGAACUGUGAAUUUCUUUCUUUCUCUUUGGGUCCAAUUAUCUACAGAAGGAGCAUUCAUACAUAACUAUUAUUUUGCUGUUCCUCUAGUUCGCUUCAUAGUAGAUAAGUUGCCCAUCUAGAAGUCUGUAAAUCCUUUUUUUUCUGCACUUAUAUUAGAAGUUAUAAUAUAUUUGGAUUUUAGUAAGCUAUUGGUAAAAUAGAUUUCAUUUUUGGGAAUUAAAGAUUUAGCUUGUAGUAUACUUCCACCAAACAACCAAAAUAAAAUUAUUUUUAUUGUAAUGUGUAUAUAUGUAAAGAAAAAAGAGCUACAAAUCUAAUUCCUUAGUUGCCACUUUUCCAGUUGUUGUAUUAUUGUGCAUGUGAUGUUUCCAAGGAUCAACACAGGCUAAAAAAAGAAUUUAUAGAUUUUAUAUUUUUGUACAGAUAUUUCAACUAGCUUCAAACUUCUAUGUGACUUGUUAACUUGUAGUUUCUAUGAUUGGGGGAAUACAAAUGUGUGCAGUUUGGCUCACAAGAGUCUGCUUCUGGUCAGUGUUAAAGUACCAAUGAAAAGCUUUAUCUCUUGAUGAGAGAGUUAUGUGUAGACAGAAUCAUUAUCUGGUUUCAUGAAUGCAUUUCCUCCCAUUUGUUUGAUACAGAGUUGACUACAUAACACUGUUUACUAAGAAUACCAAAUAAUUCAGAUGUAGCUCCAUGCAAAGUCAAAAAGCUUAUGAAUCCUCACCAUCCCCUUCUUUGCAUACAUCUUGUAGUGUGAUUCUUUCCUUCUCAAUGGAGGCUUUGAAUCUCCUACAUUGCUUCAGUGUGCAAGCCAUGUGCUUUAAAAAAAAAAAAAAUUGAAAGAUGGGGGAAGGCCAGCAUACCACUACAGAAUUGUUCCACCCCACAGCCUUCUUUCCCCCACCCCACUGCUGCUUCUUGCUACCUUUUUAUUAAAUAUUGUCUGAAACAUUUGCAAAACAUCAGCAGAGACUUGCAUGUCAUGAUGGAGUAACAAUUGUUUAAAAAUAUAAGUGGUGUGUCUACAAGCCUGAAAUGCCACUGGUGUAUCAGAGGUCUGUCUGCCUGAACUGUAGCUGCACAACUGUGUCUAAGUAUUUUACAUACACCUAUUUUGCUAUGUUGAAAUAGUGUUGAUUUUCAUUGGUGAAUGGUGUUUAAAUACUGUUCAUGCUAAGAUCCUAACACUGGAUCAGCAUGGAACGGACGUGAUACAGCUACAAUCUGAUACAGCUGUUUUGUAAUCAGGAUUUGUAUGGCAAGGUAAACUGACAGUAAGAGGAUAUUCCUUUUCCGAUUUCUCUGAGCUGAUAACUGCUUUCCAGUGCUUUUGUGCAUGUCUGAAAACCAGAAUAUGAUUUUGAUCUAGCAUUUAAAAAAAUACUUUGAAUCUUUUUAGUGGAUUCCAUACCCUUGCAUUUCAGUGUUUUCUAUGUAUUAAGUUAUAGUCAAAAAAGCUUUUACAUAGCUGAGCUUUUUAAUGGUGACACUUUAUUUUGUAUUCUAUUUAUAUAUGUAUGUAUAUCUUAGAAAAGCACUUUGUUUAAAAAAGAAAAAAAAGAUAUUGCAUUUUAUAUGAUUCCUGCCAUUUGCUGCUAACUCUGGGCUGGUCAGAAUGCUGCAGCGAUACUUGAUCUAAAUAAAACCUGGCAGUAAAAUGUAGAGUAAAGUUAAGACCUUUGCUGGUUUAACCUUAUUGUAAAGAUGACAUAGGCAAGCUGUGCAGCUUUACAUUUUAACCAGGGGACUCUGUGGCAUUUAAAACAGUCUAGAAAUGGUUGUACUUUUAAUGCCAGUAACAAUCUGCUUCCUCUAGUGUCAUUAAAUAUAUGUUUAGUGUAUAAUUAUCACAAAGAUUUUUAAAAAACCAAAUGUUCAUGUUUUGUUUGGGAAACUUGUGGCAUGCAUUUUUGGAUGAUUAUCUUUAGAGGAGCUCUCUAAAGGUUUUCAGUGUUGAUACAUGGUAUGUGGAUCUUAUUGAAGUCUUUGGUCACUUUCUGAGUGUAGGCAUUGUGAAUAUUCUAAUGUCAUCCAAAAACAAUUAUAUACUUUAUUUUUAAAAAAGAAGUUCUAAACUCUUUCAUACACUGGAUACUUUAGAGUUUGUUUCCAUAUUAAAGCAUGCUCUUGCUAAAAAAAAUGUCAGUCUGAAAUUGAGUGCCACACUUCUAUUUUUGAAUGGAUAUGAUGAACUAUUUGCUCUAUACCAUGUUCUAGUCUUUUUCCCAUUUUUUCCAUUGACAGAUUAUGACGUGGCUUUAUAUUGUGCCUUACUUGUAUAUUAGAACCAAGUUUAUUUUUCAUUCCCCUGGACUCCUUAAACCCUUGAACCCUUUUUGGAAGCAAACUACAAUAAAAGCAUCAUGAAGGAACUUCAAAUAGAUCUGAUUUAAAGUUAUAUUGAUAGUUUGUACUGGCAUAGGGUGACCAAUUUUUCAGUGGACUUGGAGGAUAGGAUUUUUAAAUAAUUCCACUACAUCUCUUACAAAAACUUCUCUGCCUUUUCUUGAAUUUAUCAAGCACAUCUUGAUAUUUAACUUUUUGGGGCUCAUUAGUACUAGUCUUUUGGCUAGUCAAGGACUGGCUCUUUCCACUCUGCUUUGCCAUCAAUGCAAACAGUGACAUUGUUGUAGGAAUAUUGGGCACAGAUAUACCAAGUUUGGUCAGUAAUUUCUUUUUCAUUGUAGACUGAAAUGUACUAGGAAAGAGCAAAAAAACCAAGAAACUUUCUAUAAAGGUCUCUUGAAUAAUCUUAAAGCAACAGACAUUUCUCAAAUACCGUACUGUCAGUGUGGGUUUCACUUAACUCUGUACCAUUUUUCUGAUGUUUGCCUUCAUUAAUAAAUCUGCUUGUUUAUUCACAAAUGUCAAUAACUGAUGUAUUGUUUCUCUUAUGUAAGUCUUUUAAAUAUGGCUAGUUUUAAAAUGGUAAUAGCCUCCUUACCUGUUUUUAAUGGGUUUUCUUAAAAGUUGCCUUCAGCAAAAAAUAGCAUAGCUAGUCUGUUUCUUGACUUAUUUAGCAGUCUUCCUGGAAUUCUGUUGAGACAUAGUCAAAGUACAUAAUAUAGUAGUUCAGGCCUUCAGACCUAAAUUUCACACAACAGAUCAUGAUUUCCUUUCUUUUUAAGAUAAGGCAUUAGCUGUAGAAUUGCCUAGUUUAGUCUGCUACCAACUGGAAGCCUACCUUCUGUGUAGCAGUGCAAUUUAACGCUGCACAGCAGUGCAAUUUUUAAUCAUAUUUUUACCUAAGGGAUUAUGGAAAGUACACUUCAGUCAGUUACUAAUCCAAACACUGAUUCUUUCCUUUUAAAAAUUGUGUUUAAGGGUAUUACCACAGUGAGAACAACACUUAGAGAUACUUCCAGUAUGGAAUGCUUUAUCGAUAUUGCAGAGCAGCCACUUCCACAUAUAUUUCUUUCAUGGAAUUCUAAACUUGAUUGGAUACCAUUGAAUUCAAUCCUCAGUCUCUUUACUUUUCCCCAACUGAUUUAGCAUGAUAAAAAUGUGCAAAGUAAAGCUCAGCCUCUAAGAUGUUCACAGACUUUCACAACAGCAUAUUGAUCAUGCCUGCCCCCCACCCCCAUUCUAAACAUGCUUUUUUGGAAACUAGCCCCAUUUUAUGUGGAAAAAACAUAAUUCUGUCUUAAAUGUACUUAGGAUUGUAGCCUUGGUCUUGUUGCCCUUUUUGAAAGCAGAAUGCUUAACCCCAAAACAGCAGACCUAGAUGAAAAGAACAAAAUGUCUUGGAAGAUCAGACCAAGGGUUUGCUUAGUCUGUCAUUGCCUUCAGCAGCCAACCAGGUGCUUCUGUUAGUGUAAGUGAUGGGUAAACCCUGAUUAUCCUAGUGUUUUAAACAGCACCUGAACACAGAAGUUCCAGUUAGUUGCACUAGCUAAUGUCCAGAAUAGGUCAGCAACAACAAAGUAUUUCCUUCAAGCAAGAAGAUACUUGUAGUUGAUUUGCUAAACAAAUUUUACUUUAUUAAUAUGUACAGACCAUGAGUUGAGUGCAUGCUUAGAACAGACACACUGAAAUCACAUUGAGUUCAGUGGGUCUACUUCAACCCCAUGUGCUAGCUACAUUUAAGUAUGAAAGACCAAGAAGAACUCAAAUUUGGUUUGAUUUUUAGCUACUCAUGUCACAAUCUUCUAUUCUAGAGAAUAAUAUAAUGUUCAUUCAUUGUUCAUCCAUACGCUGGUGGAAGUCUGCUGGCAGAAUAGAAAUUCCUCCUCUUCCUACUCCUGGCAGUUCUCCAUGCAGCCUCAAAAUCUGUUGUAGAGGAUUUCUUAGUCCUUUGGAAUAGACUUUGAUAUCACCUGGGGGCGGGAGGAGAGGAGCCACCCUCCUGGUCCCACUGAUGGAAGCAGUUCUGUCAGCAGAAUUACAGCAUUGGAUCUAACACUGGGUUGCCACUUUUUUGUUCUGUUUUAAGCAUACUGACAAGCUUUUUAUUCACUCAAGGUAACAAACUAAGGCUGCAAUCCUAAGCAAACUUACCUGGAAGUAGGUGCCACUGAAUCAAUGGCACAUGCUCCCAAGCAGAUGGCUUUAAGAUUUGGGUAUAAGGCUAGUGGCACAUGCAAAAACAGCAAAGCUUCUGAAAAAUGAAAAAGGUAUAUUAACAAAUCUGGUGACCUUCCAAUGCUUGGGAUCAUGUUUGUAGUGCUGUUAAUGUUCUGUAGUCCAUUUCCAACUGGAUCUCAGACAAAUGUGUUGAAGGUCUUGUCUCUGUUUAGAAAAUUUUAUCCUGUUAAAAGCAUGAUCUGUUUGCAACUUUUAUAAUGUUUAAUGUUGUGUAAUUUUUCCUUUUUUAAAAAGAGGCACAAUUAAAAUAUUGAUUUGUUUACUCUGUCACCCUUGAGCCCUAGCACUUCUAUUCAGAUACAAACUCAUCAAUGUAUGCAACAUCCUUUGUAAUUGAAAAUAAAUUGUGAAGAGAAGUUCUGACAUCA